CUGUGAACAAGAACGUAGGAUUGACAUUAAGUGUUCAAACCUGUAAAUUGUAAUUGCAAACUUUCAUAUUCGAUAACUUAUUACUUUAUUACCGUAAUGGCCGGAAAGAAAGAAAGUGUGCUGUAUGAUUCUCGUACCAAUAGAGCUUUAGCUUCUGACCAACAGCAUCAUGACAAAGAGAAGUUGAAAGAAAUGAUAUCCCGAGUGAAGGAAGUUGUAUCAUCCAGAAGUAAUGAUGAUAUUGUACUAGUGCUCCAGUAUUAUGAUUAUGAUGUGACACAAACCAUUAAUGCCUUUAUGGAAGAUGGUGCCUCUGAAGCUUUGAAAGAGUGGAUUUGCAAAGGAAAUGUUAAUAAAUUUAAGCCAAAUAAUAAAAAUAAGAAGAAAAAGAAAAAGAGGGCAAAGAAAGAUCUUGGAGCCCAAAGUCAGCUAUCAACAUCUCAAGGCAUUGAUAUUAGCUCUGAAUCAGAUGUUAAGGAUAGAGAUCUUGUUUGUGAAAUUGAUGUAAAUAACAGACUAGAAAAUGGAGAUACAGAUGAAGUCUGGCAGAGAGACAAGCAGAGCUAG
This is a messenger RNA of Limulus polyphemus (Atlantic horseshoe crab), 567 nucleotides long. RefSeq names its product spermatogenesis-associated serine-rich protein 2-like. Bases 97 to 567 code for a protein of 156 amino acids. The record is from RefSeq and is a predicted model, not a curated record. The transcript is spliced from 6 exons. NCBI's taxonomy places the organism in Eukaryota, Metazoa, Arthropoda, Merostomata, Xiphosura, Limulidae. Gene Ontology annotation, molecular function: ubiquitin binding. Gene Ontology annotation, cellular component: cytoplasm.